AUGCUUCAGGGCCGGACUGUCGAGGAAUUCUCGCAGCUACCUCUGGUGCAACGCAAGUCUAUAUUCGGGCAACAUCUUGUUCAGCCUCAGCGGGUCAUCAUCGAGGAAGGCGAUGAUGGCCAUGAGAUGAAUCCUGCGAUUGCCAACGGAGUUCUGCUGCUUCAGCAGCUAUUCAUGGGCAAAGACGAGAAGGGGAAGCAGAUGAUAAAGGAGGCUCGUGAGGUGCACUAUGGCGAGAACGAGUUCUGGGUUAGACUACAUUGGCUGUGCGAGUUUCGGUGUGACCAAUAUGAUUUCGGCACAGUACUACCCAUCGCCCCACUAGCCCGACGUCUUAUCGUCGAGACAGACCUACACGACGGCUACGACGCGGAAAACGAUAUGGAUGAUAACCCGUUCUAUCCUCACGACGGCAUCGGUGAUAGGAAGGAAAACAUAGAUCCCAACCAUAUUCGACCCAGCGGAGAUAUCGUAGCAAGACGAACCCGGAAGCGUUUGGAGGAGCUCUUCUUAUUCGUCAACGCAGAGGAGAUCACGCUUGUGCUCCGUGGAGGUGGUCCAUCCGAUGGUAGCGAUGCAGCAACGCGUCAGACCAUCGCAGACAUAUCCGUCACAGUCAAACGGUUGAUAGAGUUCUUUGGCAAUCGCUUCGCUAUCGAGAAAUGGCCUAAGAACAGAUCUCGCUCAACUCGGAACUUAGUAUCCUAUUGGAACAAACCAACAGAUCUCACUAGACGGGAUGUAAAUGAAGGUAGGGCCUCGUUUCAGCAACAAAUGCAAAUGGACGUGGAGAGGUGGACGCGUGAGCCAGUCACAAUCAAGAGCCCAAGCUAG
This is a messenger RNA of Fusarium poae, 834 nucleotides long. RefSeq lists its product as uncharacterized. The record is from RefSeq and is a predicted model, not a curated record. Bases 1 to 834 code for a protein of 277 amino acids. The transcript has a single exon. NCBI's taxonomy places the organism in Eukaryota, Fungi, Ascomycota, Sordariomycetes, Hypocreales, Nectriaceae.